AUGCAAUUUUUAUCAUAAAAGUUUAUCUCUGAUAAAUUUGAAGAGUAAUAUGAAAAUUACAUGAUGAAGUUCAGAUUAAGAUUUUAGUUAAUAUAGAAAAUCAUAUUAAUACCUCUAAUAAUUUAUUAUACAAUAGAAAAGGUGUUUCAGUCAUCUUGGUUUGUUGUUUGUCUUAAUUUGAUUUUAGGGGUUAUUGUAGUUGUAAGUUUGAGAUAUUAGAAGAAGUGUGUUAGAGCAUACGAAAUAUUAUUACUUAUUGGAAUAUUGUUAUUCAAUUUAUUUUAUGCUACAUCUUAAUAUUUAUAAAUACAUCCUGAGAGAUAUUAAUUUAUUGAUGGAUAUUUCUUAGCUAUCCUAAGUUUAACGUAAAAAUAUUUCUUAUAUUAAUUUUAGAAUGAUAAAUAUGAUGGAUUCAAUUUAAAAAGCGUUCAUUUUAUUAUUUGUUUAUCUAAUCUUUAUGGUAAUGAUACCUAAUUCUAAAGAGCCUUUAUGGUCUCAAAUUCUUAAAUUCCUUGUUUAUAUACUUCUAUUCUAUCAAUAAUCUAGAUAUUAAUAAUAAUUGCUGAGAAUGACAUAUGUGUAAUAUUGCAAGCACUUAACGAUCGAAAAAAAUAUAAGAGAAAAUUUAGAAAUGAAAUAUUACAUUGUAAAUUUCAUUGAAAAUUCAAGAUAAAUAAUUUUAUAACAAGAGCAGGUUGACAAACUAACUGAAGAAGAGGAACAAUAUAAUUUUUAAACAUUCAUUAGAAAGACUAUUGUUGCAAGUUAGGGACGAAAAAUAACAAAAUAAAAAGAUAUAAGAAAAAAUUCUGCUGAUAUAAAUUUAGAAUAGUUUUUAUUUUACCUAUUUACAGAUAAAAAGAAAUUAAGAUUAUUAGAAAAUUAUGAGAAUAAAUACUAGGAUUAUUAACACAUAUUAUUUGGAUUUAAUUAAGAAGAGUCUUAUAUCAUAAAAGUAGUUUUGUGUUUCGAUACUGAACCUUGUGCAAUAAUACUAAUUAAUGAACAAUAAAAAAAAUAAUUUGUAGAUAAAUUAAAAUUAUAAAAUAAAGCAACAUUAAAAUUAUUAAACUACUUUUAAGACAUUUUCAAUACUCAUAUUAGAUUAUCAUUGAUAAUUAUGAAUGGUAUUUAAAAAAAAUAUCAAUUAUGUUAAUAAUAAAAGGAUCUAAAUUUUAGAAAAUGCCUUAUUUAUAUUAAUGCUUAACUUUAUAUUGCGUUCAAUAAAUAUUAUAACAUUUCUGAUUAUUUUUCAGCUAAUCUUGAUUUUAAAUAACUAUCAUUAUUAAAAUUUAAUCUUAUUUAAUUACUUGAGUGUUUAAUCGAUAAAAUGAAAUAUUACAGAAACAACAAUAAAUUAAAAGCUAGAGCUAUUAAAAUAAACACUAAAUUAAAAGAUCUUUUUAUGAAAUCUGAUUAUAAAUAAGUUCAGCAAUUAUUUCUAAAUCUUAUUUUAUUUUCAGCCUAAUAUUCAGAAGAAUUAUAAAUUGAAUUAGAAGAAGAUUUAGAUUAAUCUUUUUUACCAUAAUCUAUUGUGAAUGUUUGUAUUUUCUUCAAGAUUCCAAAAGGAACAAGAAUAGAAUUAGAUAAAUUUCCAUUAAUCAAUCCAACAACACUAGAUGAAGUCAAAAAGAAUGAUAAAAGGUCUUUAGAUCUUUAUAUAUCAAUUUCUUUAUUGAUAAUUAGAAAUCUAGGACCUUUUGAUAAAAUUACAAUGAGAAAUAUAGGGAGAUAAGUUUAUAAAAUUCAAUUUUAUCUUUACAAAUAAAUACCUCUCGGACUAAGUUUAGUGCCUGUUCAUUCAUUCGAUCCUAAUAUGUUUAUAAAGAGAGAUGAAGAUUGGUAAUUAGUACGUUCUCAAAGAAAAGAUUCAAUAAUUAAUAGUUUUAAUUAAGAUAUUAGAUUAGACACAUAAAGAUGUCUAUCAUCUCCACUUCCUCUUUUAAAGAGUUGA
Molecule: messenger RNA, 1954 nt
Organism: Paramecium sonneborni
Lineage: Eukaryota; Ciliophora; Oligohymenophorea; Peniculida; Parameciidae
Source: the annotation of a GenBank genome assembly